Messenger RNA from Puma concolor (puma), 3108 nucleotides. The record is from RefSeq and is a predicted model, not a curated record. NCBI's taxonomy places the organism in Eukaryota, Metazoa, Chordata, Mammalia, Carnivora, Felidae.
UCCCGGGACCUGUACCUGCUGCUCCGGAGAGAUGGCCGCUUCCUGGCGCCGCGCUUCGCGGUGGAGCAGCGGCCGAGUCCGGGCCCCGUCCCGACGCUGGCAGCAGCGGCCCGGCGCCCUCCGGCGCCGCCCGAUGCCUCCUGCUUCUACACCGGGGCGGUGCUGCAGCACCCUGGCUCGCUGGCCUCUUUCAGCACCUGUGGAGGUGGCCUGAUGGGAUUUAUACAGCUCAAUGAGGACUUCAUAUUUAUUGAACCACUCAAUGAUACAAUGGCCAUAACGGGUCAUCCACACCGUGUAUAUAGGCAGAAAAGGUCCAUGGAGGAAAAAGUCACAGAGAAGUCAGCUCCUCACAGUCAUUACUGUGGUAUCAUUUCAGACAAAGGAAGACCUAGAUCUAAAAAAAUAACAGAAAGUGGAAGAGGGAAACGAUAUUCAUACAAAUUACCUCAAGAAUACAACAUAGAGACUGUAGUGGUUGCAGACCCAGCAAUGGUUUCCUAUCAUGGAGCAGAUGCAGCCAGGAGAUUCAUUCUAACCAUCUUAAAUAUGGUUUUUAACCUUUUCCAACACAAGAGUCUUGGUGUGCAGGUCAAUCUUCGUGUGAUAAAGCUUAUUCUGCUCCAUGAAACUCCAGCAGACCUAUAUAUUGGGCACCAUGGAGAGAAAAUGCUAGAGAGUUUUUGCAAGUGGCAGCAUGAAGAAUUUGGCAAAAAGAAUGAUAUACAUUUAGAGAUGUCUACAAGCUGGGGAGAGGACAUGACUUCAGUGGAUGCAGCUAUACUUAUAACAAGGAAAGAUUUCUGUGUUCACAAAGAUGAACCAUGUGAUACAGUUGGUAUAGCUUAUUUGAGUGGAAUGUGUAGUGAAAAGAGAAAAUGUAUUAUUGCUGAAGACAAUGGCUUGAAUCUUGCAUUUACAAUUGCUCAUGAAAUGGGUCACAACAUGGGCAUUAAUCAUGACAAUGACCACCCAUCAUGUGCUGAUGGUCUUCAUAUCAUGUCUGGUGAAUGGAUUAAAGGACAAAAUCUUGGUGAUGUUUCAUGGUCCCGAUGUAGCAAGGAAGAUUUGGAAAGAUUUCUAAGGUCAAAGGCCAGUAGCUGCUUGCUACAGACAAAUCCCCAGAGUGUCAAUUCCGUGAUGGUUCCUUCCAAGUUGCCAGGGAUGACCUACACUGCUGAUGAGCAAUGUCAGAUUCUCUUUGGGCCAUUGGCUUCCUUUUGUCAAGAGAUGCAGCAUCUUAUUUGCACAGGGUUGUGGUGCAAGGUAGAGGGUGAGAAAGAAUGCAGAACCAAGCUUGAUCCACCCAUGGAUGGAACGGACUGUGACGCUGGUAAGUGGUGUAAGGCUGGAGAAUGUACCACCAGGACCUCAGCACCUGGACAUGUGGCCGGAGAGUGGAGCAUGUGGAGUCCCUGUAGCCGAACCUGCAGUUCUGGGAUCAGCAGUCGAGAGCGCAUAUGUCCUGGGCUAGGUUCUGAAGCAAGGGAUUGUAAUGGUCCCAGAAAACAAUACAGAAUAUGUGAGAAUCCACCUUGUCCUGCAGGUUUGCCUGGAUUCAGAGACUGGCAAUGUCAGGCCUAUAGUGUUAGAACUUCAUACCCAAAGCAUGGUCUUCAGUGGCAAGCUGUCAUGGAUGAAGAAAAACCAUGUGCCUUGUUUUGCUCUCCUGUUGGGAAAGAACAGCCUAUCCUUCUAUCAGAAAAAGUAAUGGAUGGAACUUCAUGUGGAUAUCAGGGAUUAGAUGUCUGUGCAAAUGGCAGGUGUCAGAAGGUUGGCUGUGAUGGUUUUUUAGGGUCCCUUGCAAGGGAAGAUCACUGUGGUGUAUGCAAUGGCAAUGGAAAAUCAUGCAAAAUUAUUAAAGGAGAUUUUAAUCACACCAGAGGAGCAGGUUAUGUAGAAGUGCUGGUGAUACCUGCUGGAGCAAGAAGAAUCAAAGUUGUGGAGGAAAAGCCGGCACAUAGCUAUUUAGCUCUACGCGACACUGGAAAGCAGUCUAUUAAUAGUGACUGGAAGAUUGAACACUCGGGAGCAUUCAACUUAGCGGGCACUACUGUUCAUUAUGUAAGACGAGGCCUCUGGGAGAAGAUCUCCGCCAAAGGUCCUACCACAUCACCUCUACACCUCCUGGUGCUGCUAUUUCAAGACCAAAAUUAUGGUCUUCACUAUGAAUAUACUAUCCCGUCGGACCCUCUUCCAGAGAAUCAGAGCUCAAAAGCACCCGAACCCCUUUUCAUGUGGACGCACACAGGCUGGGAAGAUUGUGAUGCCACGUGUGGAGGAGGAGAAAGGAAGACAACAGUGUCUUGCACAAAAAUCAUGAACAAAAACAUCAGCAUUGUGGACAACAAGAAAUGCAAAUACCUAACCAAGCCUGAGGCACAGAUUCGCAAGUGUAAUGAGCAACCAUGCCAAACAAGAUGGAUGAUGACGGAAUGGACCCCCUGUUCACGAACUUGUGGAAAAGGGAUGCAGAGCAGACAGGUGGCCUGUACCCAACAGUUGAGCAAUGGGACUCUGAUCAGAGCCCGGGAGAGGGACUGCUCCGGGCCUAAGCCUGCCUCCACCCAGCGCUGUGAGGGUCAGGACUGCAUGACCGUAUGGGAGGCAGGAGUGUGGUCUGAGUGUUCGGUCAAGUGUGGCAAAGGCGUACGUCACCGGACCGUGAGGUGUACGAACCCUAGGAAGAAAUGUGUCCUCUCCACCAGACCCAGGGAGGCUGAAGAUUGUGAGGAUUACUCAAAAUGCUAUGUGUGGCGAAUGGGUGAUUGGUCUAAGUGCUCAAUUACCUGUGGCAAAGGAAUGCAGUCCCGUGUUAUUCAGUGCAUGCAUAAGAUCACAGGAAGACAUGGAAAUGAAUGUUUUUCUUCAGAGAAACCUGCAGCAUACAGGCCAUGCCACCUUCAGCCUUGCAAUGAGAAGAUUAAUGUAAAUACCAUAACGUCACCCCGGCUGGCUGCGCUGACUUUCAAGUGCCUGGGAGACCAGUGGCCUGUGUACUGCCGAGUGAUACGUGAGAAGAACCUAUGUCAGGACAUGCGCUGGUAUCAGCGCUGCUGUGAGACGUGCAGGGACUUCUAUGCCCAAAAACUGCAGCAGAAGAGUUGA